AUGGACGACCGCAUCGACCAGUUCUGGGAAGCAGCCAAGGCGAUUGCGCUGCCAGCAGGCCCGAAGAACAAGUGGAAGCAAGAAGUGUCAAAGCUCCGCCGCGUUCUUCAUCGCAACCAAAACCUUCGUCUGUCAGAGCUGCCUCAACAACGACUCGUGGACACCAUCCGCAUCUACACAAGCCACUUCGCCGCCGAGGACGAAACGCUCCUGCUUGUAAAGGAUGCACUAGCGAUGCCAUUCGGCGUGUUUGGCGCGAAACACAAAAAGACACUGCUCAAGAUGCACGAGCAGCUCCUGGGGCUUAGCGAACACCAAGCCGACGACGGGCCUAUGCCUGUGGCUAUAUGGUAUAGUUGUGUCAGCAUGGACGGUGACGGAUACCUCAGUCUCCUGAACGACGAAACAGGCGACAUGUUAGAAACGAUUCAAGUAGUGAAGAAGACGCCCGAGUGGAGGACCAUCAAGAAACACGUUGACGAAGGCAUGAUUCGGGUAAAAGUGGUGGAAGGCAAUGUUGUGGACGUCGAGGUCGAUGGCAACGACGAGUUAUAA
Messenger RNA from Aphanomyces invadans, 555 nucleotides. RefSeq lists its product as hypothetical. The record is from RefSeq and is a predicted model, not a curated record. Bases 1 to 555 code for a protein of 184 amino acids. The transcript has a single exon. NCBI's taxonomy places the organism in Eukaryota, Oomycota, Saprolegniomycetes, Saprolegniales, Verrucalvaceae.